AUCCUGUCCCCUCACCUGCUCUCUGUCGCCAGAUCGCACCCUGCUUCGCCAUGUCGUUCCAGCACCCGGCGCACCUUCCGCCGUCGCCCAAUGCGCCAUCUCCCGCUGCGCCGACCCAGCCCAUGCCGCAAUCCAAACCAUGGGCCGGAAGCGACACUGUGCCAGUUUCCAAGCCCGCGCCUGCCACCACGCCCGUCUUUCCCCCCAAGCCCCCGUCCUUUGGCUCUGGCUUCUCCGCCUCCACCGAGGAAAUACUACGACGCGUCAGCGCGAAUGCUUCGGCGCAUGCUGGCACCCCAGGUUGGGAAGCUGCGCGAGAGCAAGUCCUAAAGAGCAUGGUUACGAGCGACAAGAUACCCACUCCUCCCCCCAUGUCAUCAGCAGUCAGGAAAGGAAGAAGCACCAAACCCGCCAUGUCGGGCACUCCGAGGGCUGAGAGCGUUACCGCAGCGGGAGAGCACAGCGCGACGCCCGCGUCUGCCAACAGCGCGGCAUCGACGCGCGGAAGAGGUGGCGCACGGGGAAGAGGAAGAGGCGGAGUUAAGGGAGGGAAGAGGAAGAGGGCAGUCACUCCGGAUAGUGAGGACGACUCGGAUAUAUCCUCCUCCUACACGCCUUUGCCGACCAAGACAAAGUCCGGUCGCAACGUUACGAAACCGACUCAGUUCACGCCUGUCCUGCCGUCUCCUUCGACGGGCCCGAAGAAGAAGCGUGCACAGCGCCGAGCGGCGGAAACGACCGUUUGCAAAGUCUGCCAAAGAGGUCACAGUCCGGCGAGUAAUAUGAUAGUCUUCUGCGACGGCUGCAACAGUGGUUAUCACCAGUAUUGCCAUGAUCCGCCAAUCGACAGGGAGGUUAUUCAGGUGGCCGAGAAGGAAUGGUUCUGUUCGAAUUGCAUGAUAUCAAGGACGAAGCAGGACCAUGCGAUACCCAGUGUCUCGGAGCUUGUGGCUGGAAAUGGCCUGUCUGCAGCAGAAAAACGAGCAUAUUUCGGGACGCUGUCCAGUUCCAAGCUAACCGAGCUAUUGAUGCAUGCGGUCAAUAUACAUCCUGACCUCCCAGUAUUUGCGCCAAAUGCUCGAAGUAUCAUUCCCGCAGACGUUGUCGCAAGGUUGUCCAACGCCGACGCAUCACAAUCAAACUUCACUUCGACCAUUGCCGACACCAUGUCACAUAGCAACCAUUCAAUAGCACUGCCCCAAAACGACUCAGCCAUCCGAUCCCUACCAGACACCCACACCACAGUGAAUACCCAACUCUCCACCGCCCCAGCGCAACCCACGAUGGUCGAGCCAGAGCCGGAAAACGACCCUUACGGUGAUGGCUACGACAGUGAUCCGCCAGCGCACUACCCUCGUCCCGGCAACGGGCUGGCUCGGACAUUGCGGCCCGAGAGCGAGGAUCUUCAAUGGCUGGUCGACGACAACCUUGAGGUCUUCAGCCAUGUCUACACCAGCGAUGGGCAGACACUCAACGGCUUCGCCGCCGAUGGCAGCAUGGACUUGACAGGGGCGGGUGCCGUGGCAGGGUCGUGAUCACUCGACGGCUUCCGCAGCAGCGAUGUUAAUAGCUAGAGAGUACGGCUUCACCUUCGCUAGACGCAGGUCGCAAGGUCUUGACUUGACGUAACUCAAGCGGACGUACCGCGUAGGGCUGACGGCCGCGGCCAAGAUUGCGGCUACACUAACUUCUCCAUGGUUAUGGGCGAACAUGUUUGGAAGCACACGUUAUGCGUGUAUCCUUACAUAGGUCCUGGCCUUUACUUACCACAUGCGCUGAUGGACCUGGGUUCAGGUUCACGUGCAUAUAACUAGUUACGAAGGAGCGAAACAGACGCUCGGCGCACGGGAAAAAAUUAAAAAGCAGAGAUUUUUUAUGCUGGAGAUUGGUCAUUCGCUUCCUAGAUGAAUGUUCAUGGGGGUGUCGGUGCUGGUGGUGCUUGUUUGUGUAAGCGCGGUUGUGUGUGCAUUAAUGCUUGUACAGUAUAUGAAUGUCUCCUUGUGAGCGUACACUUUAGUUUUGUGUCCUACCUGC
Molecule: messenger RNA, 2034 nt
Organism: Aplosporella prunicola CBS 121167
Lineage: Eukaryota; Fungi; Ascomycota; Dothideomycetes; Botryosphaeriales; Aplosporellaceae
Exons: 3
Coding region: 51-1535 (494 amino acids)
Biological process (GO): regulation of DNA-templated transcription; chromatin organization
Cellular component (GO): nucleus
Molecular function (GO): chromatin binding; DNA binding
Source: RefSeq, a predicted model, not a curated record